GGUGAAGUUUGGAACGACUAUCCAUAAUACUGAAGGUAUCUUGGAUUAUGUUCAUUCGGACGUGUGGGGACCUUCUAAGACCCCAUCAUUAGGCGGAAGAGGCUAUUUUGUCACUUUCACUGUUGACUUUUCAAGACGUGUUUGGGUGUACAAU
Striga hermonthica is the source of this 154-nucleotide messenger RNA. Lineage: Eukaryota; Viridiplantae; Streptophyta; Magnoliopsida; Lamiales; Orobanchaceae. The record is from the annotation of a GenBank genome assembly.